AUGGAGAAGAGGAUAACCUCUGUGCGGGCAGUAAAGAAACAUUUGCCCGAGUCCUACACCGCAUCGUCACAAGUUCAAUCGUCAUCUCUACAUACCUCCCGUUAUGCACGACUUGGGACUUUCUACGAAAACGGCGAAAUCAACCAGUCCAUUGCAUUCCGCUUAUACCAACAAGCUGCAAAGGCAGGAAGCAAAUUUCAACUCGGCAUUUUAUACUACAGUCGCCCAGUCGCUUGGGUGAUUGUUAUAAAGCCUGGUGCCGGAGUUGGGAGGAAUAGCAGGCAGGCCUUCCUAUGGUACGAAAUGUCUGCAGAGCGUUCCAACAGUUGCCAACGUGCAAGGUGUCAACCAGUAACAAACCUUCAGAAAAUUACAAUCUGUUAA
Molecule: messenger RNA, 384 nt
Organism: Paraglomus brasilianum
Lineage: Eukaryota; Fungi; Glomeromycota; Glomeromycetes; Paraglomerales; Paraglomeraceae
Source: the annotation of a GenBank genome assembly